AAACAACAAACAAGCAGAUAUUAAAUUAAAGUUUGACACAAAUAAGAGAAGAAAACAAAAUGGAUAACUACACAACAGAGUCUCUCUUGGAUGUCUCAUCGUAUCACUAUAGCAACAGCUGCCUCAUGGAUUAUGUGUCACUAAGCAACCAGGACAACAAUGUUGAUAUGAACAACACGCUCUGUGGAUCUCUUCUGAGAGAAUCUGUCGACAGUGACAUCAAUUUGGAUUUCAUGUACCCACUACAAGAGAUGAAAAUGUCUGACCUUGCUGCUAUGUUCUUGGAUGAGGAGACUGGUUACCGGGAUAACACACCUCUUGUAUCUACUACGCCACUUCCAUCACCUGAAGAAAUGGGUCCUAGCAUCUACGCUUGUGACACUCAUCACAAUGAUUAUAUCAUGGAUAUCUCACCACCAAUGGACUUUAACAGCCUAACACCAAACGUGGAUACAACUCUACAAGAUAUCACACCUACAAUCCAAGCCAACAUGAAUGACACUCUAUACCAGCAUAUGGUGGAUGACAUCAACAGAGAUGAUACCAGAGGUAUUCCCAACAUGGAGCCACAUCAGCGCAACACCAUAUAUUGCUCGCAGUCCACUGCUGACAACUCACUCCAAGAUAUCACCCCAACUCUCUACUCCACCGUGAAUGACUCCAUCCUCAGAGACAUGGUGAACGAUCUGAACACUGACUCUCAAAGGCCAUCACCAAGCUUCAAGUCUCCACUGCCAAUGAAACCAAGUCGCAAACCACGUACCUGUGUCUCCAAGGACAAGACUGCUUUCAAAUGUACCUACUGUGGGAAGAGAUUCACAAACCGUGCCAAUUUCACAAACCACAUCAGGGUCCACUCUGGGGAGCGACCAUACUCCUGUAACAUCUGUCAGAAGACAUUUGCCCAGAGUGCCACCCUCAAGACACAUGCCAGGACCCACACAGGCGAGAAGCCAUUCAGCUGCGAGUUCUGCCGUCGUGGCUUCAGUGACUACUCCACCUACUCCAAGCAUGUCAGGACCCACACCGGUGACAAGCCCUACAAGUGUGACACCUGCCCUGCUGCUUUUGCCCAGUCUGGGAACCUGAACCGACAUCAGAAGAUUCACUUGAAGGGAAACACCAGGAAGUCCAAGUUCAUGAGAUAGUCUACUACACACAAUGGAAAUUGAACAUUUAUACACUAAAUUGUAUACAACAACAUUUACAACAAAGUCAUUUAAUGCCAAAUAUAAUGAGUUGCCAAAUAUCGUAUUUUAUUUCUGUAUGAGAUUUUCAAUCAAAUGCAUGGACAUUUGUACACUUGUAUAUUUAUGUAUAUAUUUUUUAUAUCUUAACAAUGCUCAAUAUUUGGAAUAAAUAGAGUAAAAAUAUUAAAAAAAUUAUCUUUUGUUUUGUCAAUUAUUAAAGAUGAAAGUGUGUCGCAUUAAACAAUCAAAAGAAUAACUCACUAAAUCUCAAAAUGUUGAUCUACCAUUAAAAUGUGGUCACAUUAGCAUGC
Owenia fusiformis is the source of this 1501-nucleotide messenger RNA. The record is from the annotation of a GenBank genome assembly. NCBI's taxonomy places the organism in Eukaryota, Metazoa, Annelida, Polychaeta, Sabellida, Oweniidae.